UUUACUGGCGAGUGAGGAGGAAAAUCAGCUGAAGGAAAACACUGCUGGGUACUUAUAACCAUGGCUGCGGAGAUACACUCGAGGCCCCAAACCGCCAGACCUAUUCUAUUGAACAAGAUUGAGGGACACUCGGACACUGUUAAUGCAGCCGUUUUAAUACCGAAAGAGGAUGGUGUGAUCACGGUCAGCGAGGACAGAACGAUCCGCGUUUGGCUGAAGAGAGACAGCGGUCAGUACUGGCCGAGUAUCUACCACACAGUGUCCUCUCCCUGCUCUUGCAUGUCCUACCACCAUGACAGCAGACGUAUCUUCAUAGGCCAGGACAAUGGAGCGGUUGUGGAGUUUCUCAUCUCUGAAGAUUUCAACAAAAUGAACCAUGUCAAAACAUAUCCAGCUCACCAGAAUCGUGUGUCAGAUAUGGUGUUCUCCCUGGAGAGUGAGUGGGUGGUGAGCACCGGCCAUGACAAGAGUGUGAGCUGGAUGUGCACCCAGAGCGGCAGCAUGCUGGGGAGACACUACUUCACAGCCUGGGCGUCCUGCUUACAAUAUGACCAUGAGACGCAGCACGCCUUUGUCGGCGAUUACUCAGGACAGAUCACGCUGCUUAAACUGGAGAAGCAGACGUACUCAACCAUAACAACGCUGAAGGGUCAUGAAGGUAGUAUAGCAGCCCUGUGGUGGGAUCCCGUCCAGAGGUUGCUGUUCUCGGGGGCUGCCGACCACAGCGUCAUCAUGUGGGACAUCGGGGGCCGCAAGGGACGGACAUUACUGCUGCAGGGACACCAUGAGCGAGUUCAGGCCUUACGUUACCUCCAGCUGACAAGGCAGUUGUUGUCGUGCUCUGCAGACGGAGGCAUAGCGGUGUGGAACAUGGACACACAAAGAGAAGAGGCACCCCAGUGGUUAGACAGCGACUCCUGUCAGAAGUGUGAGCAGCCUUUCUUCUGGAACAUCAAGCAGAUGUGGGACACCAAGACCCUGGGGCUCAGACAGCACCACUGCAGGAAGUGCGGUAAAGCUGUGUGUGGGAAAUGUAGUUCUAAACGCUCCACAUUCCCAAUCAUGGGCUUCGAAUUCCCCGUGAGGGUGUGUGAUGCCUGCUUUGACACCAUCAAAGAAGAGGAUCGAACACCAUUGGCUACGUUCCAUGAGGGGAAACACAACAUUGCCCACAUGGACAUGGACCCGUCCAGAGGCCUGAUGGUCACCUGUGGAAGCGACCGCAUUGUUAAGAUUUGGGAUAUGACGCAGGUGGUUGGCUGUAGCUUAGCAACAGGCUUCUCUCCACGCUGACUGGCCCAGACCCACUACAUGGUCCUCCUCUUCACCCCUUCUCUGCUCUCUGCUCCGCCCACUUUUCCAGUGUCAUGGAAACCCCUCUGUACAGUAUAUCUCCCCAGUAUGGUGGGGAGAAUCAGCUACAACCAGGCCUGCGCUCGGUGAAUGUGUGAGUGUAUGUUUGUGUGUGUUUCCCCUCCACAUUCCCUUAGCUUGUCAUAAAUAUGUUUUCUUUAAAUUCUCUGUCAGUCCCUCCUUAGAGCGUGUGAGGCUGCUCUUGCUUCAGUUUGAAAAAGAACCCUAAGCACAAAGGUGUGCGUGUGUGCAUGUAAUGUGACGAUUCCUCCUGUUGGAGGACAGCUAUUGAUAUUAGUGUUUACAUUAUAAUAAUAUUUCCAAUGCUUUUUCUGACAGAGGUCAUUUUUUAUUACCCUUGCACUGUAAAGUUGACUAAACUGACUUGCCAUUCCUGUAAAAACUGACACUAACCUGCUUCUAAUUGUGGCCCAGUAUCUGCAUAUUACUCGACAGACCAUAUUCUAAUGGCAGCCAUGGUCCUGUGACUUCAAGCUCAGGGUGGGAAAGUCAAAUUUGGUUAUUCUGCUAUUCUGUUGUAUUGCAAUCCAUUUGCCAUGAAAAAGAAAGCUGAUAUUUGGACCGUUUUUGUUAUUUUUGAAGUAAAAGCGACAAAGAUGGUGGAUACUGAAAAUUUAGAGAAAACAGGCAGUAUUCCAUGAUAAACUAGAGCUACUGCUUUGCAGCUAAGUGCUUCUGUGAGGUAAACAAUGAAGAAGAACUGGGGUGAUUUUUGUGGUGGUCUGAUUCUUAGUAAGUAGUAAACUUUAUAUUACAGAGUUAAAAUGAAGUGCAUAGAGGUCAGACUGAUGCAUAUAAUAACAAACAAGGGAUAAACAUGAAACCCAAAGGCCUUUUUUUCACUUUUCACAUAAAAAAUGUGUUCAUUUUAUCUUUAAGUCAGAUUGGAUAAUUGUACAAAGUUAGAAGAAAUUCUGUCAAAGCAUUCUUGAGAUAUUGCAUUAACAAGCAGGGAAAGGACAUGAUGCCCGGUGACCUUAACUUUUGAACUAGUACCCCCAAAUUCUCAUCAGUUCAACCUUGAGUCAGAGUGGACUAGUUUUACAAAGUUUGAAAACAAAAUCACCCAUUUUUUUUCUGAGAGAAAGUGUUCACAAACAAGGAAUGACCUUGGCAAAAAGAUCUUACCUUUUAUAAUGAUAAAAAUAAUGAUAACAUUCAUAACUUUUGAUCUAGGAACUCACAAAUCUAAUCAGUUCAUCCUUGAAUGGGAGUGGACAUUUGUGCAAAUUUUUAAGAACAUCUCUCAAAGCAUUCAUGAGAAUUUUUUUGAAGAUCUGUUACUAUGUUACAUGGAAGCCAGUGUUAGCAUUUAGCCACUACUUGUACAUCAGUAUCCAUUGUCUCUGUCACUCUUUUCAAACACGUAACAAAAAAUGAUAGAAACUCAACGUUACGUGAGAACAGACCUGUAACAUAGCAAUACAACAUGAUAACAAUGUUAGAGUUUCACUCCUCGAGUGUGGAGUCACAGGAAAGAGGAUACUGUGGGGAUUUGGUCCUUUAAUGUAACAUCUAUAAAAACCCUGAUCAUAUGUAUAUAAACCCUUGAAUCAUAUGUAUUGUAGAUAGUUGCUUGAAUUAACUCUCACUGAUCAAAAUGAUCAGCUUUUUUCCUCUUUUUUAGUUUUGUUUUCUUUCACUAGUUGGCCUUAAAUCACUCUCAGGAGCUUUUACAUCAUCAGUCACCAGGUGGGGGUUAUUAUAUAAUGUCAGUAGUAACCUUCAUUAGUUUGUGUUAUCCUUGAAUUUUGCAUAUAGAAAAAAAAGCUUCUUGGAAAUGUUGUGGACUGAAUUGAGAUGCUUUAGCAGAUCUUGGUUAGAUGUAUUCUAUGUUUGGACAACAGCUCUGAUCCAGGGAAUUUGAAAAUGGGUGCUGAAGUAACCUGAACUAACUAGGCAUCAUCAAACAUCCUGUCCCGGCAGCAUACGUGCUGAGGUGUACCUGAGGUUGUUAUGUGACCAGAACUUUAAACUGAGAUGUGGUUAUGGUAAAAAACAGACUGAAUGGAUACCUGUUAGGAUACCACAGCAACAAAAUAGAACAAGUCCAAGCACCAAGUUGUGGAUAAUUUCUUGAUUCUCAUUGCCAAAAAAUGCAGCCAAACUCCAGCACACUGUGUAAAUGAUAGGGGCUGUCCCCGACUGAAGAUUUGCAUAGUCCAAUCUGAUGGUCAGGUCUUGUUUUUGUGCUCAUUGAUCCAUAUUCUGAUUUACAACAUAAGAAAUAAACCACAUAAUUAAACCAUUUGUCUUCUAGACUUCAAAGUACAUCUGUCAUUUGGUGGGACUUGAUCUAUUCUUUUUCUCACUCAUAAAGUCAGCUUUAUGGUGGGCUGAUAACAAAAUUACACACUCACAUUUAUGACACAAAAAGCUCAAAGCUUAAUGAUCUCUGUAAGCCUGUUUUAAAUGUAAGGUCAUAUUUCAGACAGAGUGUGUAGUGGCUGAAUGAUGGCUUGAUUUUCCUUUCAGCCUGCACGUAUGGCCCCCUUAAAAACUCUGAUUAUGUCAGAAGAAACUAUGUGAUACGGCUGUGAAAACUGACAUUCUGAUGCCUAUUGUAUAGCUUUUACUCUGAAUGCAUCUGAAUAUUAAAGAUGGCAUAUUUUGUGGUGUGAAAUUGGAUUUUUCCCAGCCUAAAGGCACUUACCAGACAGUUACUCAAAGGUAAAUGUAGCACUAAAAGUUGGCUGCCUGUGUUCCUUCAAAGGCCUUAAACACAGAAGGACACACACAUUGAGCCUUUAUAGUGUUUUUUUUUUUCCCAGCGCGUAUGACUGUUCCCUCAUGCUCAUUCACUUGCUGCACUCACCUCUUUAUGAAGCUCUGGAUGUCUCAUUCCCUCUCAUUGUUUUUCUUUUCCAUUCAGCUCUCCCUCUGCCCCCACACAUCUGUACAUCAAGGAUGUCUCAUAACGCUCUCAUCAACAAUGCACUGAAUUGCACAACUCUUUGUCUUUGACUCUGAAUUAAGGAACAUUUUUGUAAGUUCAUAUUUGGGAGGAAUAAUUUCUUGUUUCAAUGUAGCGUCCUUGUAAAUAGCCGCUAGUAUCUUGUAUUGUUAGACUAACGCUUGCCUUACUGUAAGUGGGAAAAUGAGCAUUAUAAUGUCGAUUUCAAAAUGUAGUCACAUUCCAGGUUUUUGAUCAUGUAGUGUAUAUUUAUAUUUGUAGUAAAGUAUUUAUCUGUUAUCAUUGUA
Molecule: messenger RNA, 4575 nt
Organism: Cheilinus undulatus (humphead wrasse)
Lineage: Eukaryota; Metazoa; Chordata; Actinopteri; Labriformes; Labridae
Gene: wdfy1
Product: WD repeat and FYVE domain containing 1
Exons: 12
Coding region: 61-1293 (410 amino acids)
Molecular function (GO): protein binding; metal ion binding
Source: RefSeq, a predicted model, not a curated record